AGAAUAGCAAAAGAAGCGUACGAUUUCCUGCGGUGUCGUGAAUUGCGAUUCGGAGACUAAGGCCCAACUGCUGGUCUGAGCUGUGUUCCGUAGGCACGUUGCCGCAUGUUGAACUGACGAGGAUCCUUGGGCAUCAUGACAAGCUCGGACUCUGAAGAGCAGGCAAGACCGCGAAAGCGCUCGAGAGCGGGUAUCAGCAAAAAUGAAACUGUGGAAGGAAAGAAGAUGAGGGGAAGGCCAAGAGUGGAUGCUCAGGAUGCAACUGCUGCCGAUCGGAGAAGAACACAGAUCCGUCUCGCGCAGCGAGCGUAUCGCCAACGCAAAGAAACGACGAUCGCUUCGCUGCAGCAGCAGACCACGCAGCUUCAUGCCAUCAUUCAGCACAUGAACAAGACGUUCGUGCACUUGAAUGAAUCAGCGCAGAAUUCGGGCUUGUUGCAGUCAAGUUCUGCUCUUACGCAAGAGUUCAAGCAUGUGUCUGAAACAUUCGCGAAUCUAGGGAAGACCGCUAGCGAGAGCUAUCACGAGGGCGGGGAAGAAGACCAAAGUGAACCUGCUGCAGAGCAAAGCCAUCAUGUACAGGGCUCGAGGGUAGAGGAAUACAGUUACGUCCCGACGAAAGAGGAUCAUGUCGAUAUGGGGUGGGGUUAUUCGGCCGUUACAACACAACCGUUACAGAAGUACACUCCACCGCAAAGUCAUAUCCAACAACCCGACCACCACUUUCAACCCUCCAACUCAUACAAUGGCGUAUCAAAUACAGCUGAACAGUCCACCCUCGUCCGCCGGCGCCAGUUCACUGCCUGCGAAGGACUCGACCAGCCAGUAUCAAUUCAUACGACGCCAUAUCAGCAACCAGUCCCGUCUGCAUCAAGUCAACAACAACAGUCCCCCUUUGGCCUCGUAGACCGACUCAGUCCUACAUCAGCACGAUACACACCACCCAUACCCUACGAACACCCCGUUAUCUUCCCAACUCCAAUGAUACCUCAUCUUCAGCUCGAGACACCUACCUUGCAGAUGUCACCAAAUUCUCUAACCACCAAGACUCUGAGCCCGAUACAAUCACACGCUUACGACGAGACAUCGUUUGCAAGACAACUACUACGCGCAACACUAGAAAGUGCUUUCCGUUUACUUACAUACGAAGGCUCCAUUCGGCCCAUGGCGAUGAACCAUGUGUUCAAGCUCUCCUUGUACUUUUUCAACCUGGAUAACCUGCGUACACGGUUCAGAGACUUGCUGUCCCGUAGCAUCAACGAAGAGCUGGACUGGUGGGAAGCACCGUUCUUACAUCUUGGCGGCGCAGGCACUCACUACCCUCGCCGCGACGCAGGUGGAAACAUUAUUUCCAUGAGAAACAGCUGGACAAUACGCCAAAUCGGGCCCAUGGAGAAACGAAUGGUGAGGGUAGAAAGCGUAGCAGACGGGCAAUGGGAAGACAUUGAUGGCGUAGAUCUUAGUGGUUUCGAGGGAGAGUGGUUCGACGCGUACGACGUGCAGGGCUAUCUCGAAGAGCGCUGGGGAUGCAGAAUUGACCCAAAGAGUUCGUUUGCAGAGUGUUGGGUGGAAGAAGAGGAGGAUGACGCGCCAACUUCUAGCCCCCACUCCGGUCUCUCCUAUGGAGACGGAAGGAGGGAAAGCGAUUCUCCAUCGCUCAGCCAGGGGUCCACGUCAACGAGGUCUUCCAAUCAGCAACAGGACCCUGAAUUCCGGGUCCCAGACGCGCCGUUUGGACUCGAUAUGCCGUUUGCGACUGGACCAAUGUCGAGUUUUCCAAAUGAGUCUUUGAAACCUGUGAACCUGGAUUUGUCGUACGACCAGACGCUUGGUUUAGAUCUUGCGCCUAGUUAUGACUUUGGCGGGCACAACCUCGACGCGAAUAUGAGUCGGAUGAACGACAGUGAACAGUUUCCUGUCAUCAGACAGAAGAAGAAGAAAAUGGCGUGGAUUGAGGUCCCGAUGUUUAUCAGCAAAAUGAUAUCGCAAUGUGUUUGCUUGGGACGGGCGCCGGGCUUUCGCAGAAAGGCUAUUGAUGUUGCGAUGAGGGAGUCUUUUGCCGUUGCGUAUUGAGCGUAUUAGUGUUUGAUAUAUUGAGAAGUAGACUACGGUCCGUGAACAGAUACCCAAAGAAAGGCUACGACAUUCGGUACACAUGUAAUAACAAUAUCAUAUUAUAU
This is a messenger RNA of Dothidotthia symphoricarpi CBS 119687, 2180 nucleotides long. RefSeq lists its product as uncharacterized. The record is from RefSeq and is a predicted model, not a curated record. Gene Ontology annotation, molecular function: DNA-binding transcription factor activity. Bases 136 to 2073 code for a protein of 645 amino acids. The transcript has 3 exons. Gene Ontology annotation, biological process: regulation of DNA-templated transcription. Lineage: Eukaryota; Fungi; Ascomycota; Dothideomycetes; Pleosporales; Dothidotthiaceae.